Messenger RNA from Panicum virgatum (switchgrass), 1451 nucleotides. RefSeq lists its product as uncharacterized. Bases 28 to 1302 code for a protein of 424 amino acids. The record is from RefSeq and is a predicted model, not a curated record. NCBI's taxonomy places the organism in Eukaryota, Viridiplantae, Streptophyta, Magnoliopsida, Poales, Poaceae. The transcript is spliced from 12 exons.
AACAGAUCCCCUGUGCUGUGAGCUGUGAUGAUCACGUUGACCUUGUUGUAUAUGCAGGCUCAAAGCAAAGGAAUCAUCGCCGCCAUGGGAAUGGUCCGAGCAUGCAUGCCAGUGCCGCUCCCGGCUCUUCCUGCUGCCGCUCAUUCCACCGGCGCUGCCGAGAAGAAGCCCUCGAGGGGCGGCCUCCGUGUGCUCGUGCUUGGCGGCACUGGCCGUGUGGGCUGGUCCACGGCCACCGCGCUUUCCAAGCUCCGGCCUGACCUCCGCAUCCUCAUCGGAGGCAGGAACAGGGAAAAAGGUAAAUCUCUGGCAUCUAAACUUGGAAAGCGAUCGGAGUUUGUCCAAGUUGAUAUUCACGAUCCAAGCAUGUUGGAGGCGGCCCUGUAUGGUGCGGAUUUAGUUGUCCAUGCUGCAGGUCCUUUCCAAAGGGAGGACAAGUGCACUGUCUUGGAGGCAGCAAUAUCUACUAAGACACCAUACAUUGAUGUUUGUGAUGAUGCUGAUUAUUCGUGGAGAGCAAAAGGUUUCCAUGAACAGGCGAAAGCUAGUGGUGUUCCAGCUAUUAUUACUGCAGGCAUAUGUCCUGGAGUGAGCAACGUGAUGGCUGCCGAGCUGGUGCAUGCUGCUAGAAGGGAAAAGGCUAGUGAACCUGAAAGACUAAGAUUCUUCUAUUACAUCGCUGGUUCUGGUGGUGUUGGCCCCACAACAUUGGCAUCAAGUUUUUUGCUACUUGGGGAGGAUGUCAUUGUAUAUAACAAGGGAAAGGAAAGGAAGCUAAAGCCCUAUAGUGGAUCUCUAAACAUUGAUUUUGGAAAGGGUGUUGGAAAGAAAGAUGUUUACUUAUUGAAUUUACCUGAAGUGAAGAGUACUUUUAAGAUUCUAAGUGUGCCAACUGUUAGUGCUCGAUUUGGUUCGGAUCCUUUCUUCUGGAAUUGGGGAAUGCAUACUUUUGCAACCUUUUUACCUACUGAGUCCUUGAGGGAUAAAAAUAAGGUCCUAAAACUGGUUGAGUUGGUUGAUCCCAUUGUUCGAACCAUUGAUGUCAUUGCUGGAGAAUGUGUCGCCAUGAGAGUAGUCUUGGAGCAUUCAAAUGGCCAGAAUAGUGUGGGAUUAUUUACUCACGAAAAGUUGUCGGUAUCAGUCGGCUAUGCAGUAGCCGCAUUCAUUUUAACAAUUAUUGAGGGCAACACACAGCCAGGUGUCUGGUUUCCAGAAGAGCCCGAGGGAAUUGCAAGUGAAGCAAGGAACCUGCUUCUUAAGCGUGCAACUCAAGGAGCAACUAACUUCGUGAUGAACAAGUGAAUUUUCUUCCAACGUCAAGAUGAACCUUUAACCAUAUGUAAAGAAAAACAAUUUAAUCGAGUUGUGUUUGUGAGCUAACAUGUUCCGCCACUUGAAUUGGCAACCUUCAUGGAUGGUGGGAAUUGAUCCAAAUGGAAUUCGUUGAGGAA